UCAAAUACUUUAAUCACUUUAUAUAAUAAUUCAAAUUAUACAAAUAAGCUACAAUUAACUAAACUAAAACUACUAUAAAACUAAAAAUCUAAAUCUAAAAUAGGACCCCGUCGCAUGGUGCCGAGAAUGCUGGCAGCGUUUCCUCGCUGGAUUGCUAUGUUCAAGGGUUGGGCGAGGAAGCUGCCAGCUCUCUUAUCCCCGGUCCCAUCCACCAGCCGUUUCGCCAAUUGCCGGUAUAGGCCCUGUGCUGCGGGGCCCCACGGACCAAGAGUCUCGACUCCAAAUGCAACAAAGUUGUAGUUGGUGUCGAGACUCCUGUAUUUGCGCUUUUUGAGGGCCUCGGCCGCAUGAUAACAUAACAUGAUUAAAAUCGACAAGUCCACAUCUCUAAAACGCAAACAUACAAAGCUUGCCCACCACCUAAGUGGCUACGGCUUCAGUAUCAAAUUAUGUACUAAAAACAGACAACGGGGGCCUUGGGUAAGGGCCCCGACCCCCACGCACCGCGCUUCUAAUGAAUUUCGAUAGAGUUAGAGCUCGGUUUCAGUCAUUUAAUCAGAGACAUGUCAAACACUAAAAAAAACUUUUUGCAUAACUUUAUGGCUGUUUGAAAAUAUUGUCAAUGCCAUUAAAACUUGCACCUGUCACAAUUUGUUGCGGAAAACAUAAGAGCUACAUCAGUUGCGUGAAACGUAUUUUUUCUUUUCAAGCUAGGUUAAUAAAAAUGAACUCUGAUUUAAAAAAAUAAAGCUCUAGUUGCUGUAGCAACAUAAGGAAAAAUAACCUAAAACUCUUUGGUAUCUGAAUUGAAUAGCGUCAAUCGCAUUUAGUUUUUGUGAUGUCAAAAUUAUUUAUCGUACGUUUUCGCGGGAAUCGCGGGAGAAAUUGUUAAUAAAAUGACCUAGCAACUUAUUGAAAAUAACUUACAGAAGCAAUCUAAAUGGUGUGCUAAGUUUUCAAGCCAAACAUUACUAUUUCGCGAACUGCGUGAACUGUUAUCAACAACAAAUGAUAUGACAUUAUUGAUUUUUGGAGGUUGUAUACGAAAUUCCAGUUGCACAUAAAAAAUGUGAAAAUAAAUUAACAAGUGCCACUUUUACCCAUAAUAUUGACGGUAAAUUCGUGUCAUUAGAGUUCAUAAUGCGUCUUAAGCGCCGUUUUCACAUAUUAAAAGGGUUCAAACUUGUGUAAUACGUGUUGGUUGUGUAGAUGAAAUAAUCGCGGACAUGGCUCAGUGCUCUACGGAUGCAGACGUCCACGUAGCAGAGGCGGACGCGGACGACCAAGAGCUCGAUUUAGAGAUCAGUGUGGACAAGAUUGACGAGGGAUUGUUUCUGGGGAACCUAGCAUGUGCCCGGGAACAGAAGACCCUGGAAACCCUUGGGAUCACACACAUACUGACCAUAGACCUGGUGCCACUGCCCAGGAGUCUGCAGGACAGGAUCAAAGUUGUCUUCAAGUAUGUCAAAUUGGCCGAUGUACCAAAAGAUGAUCUGAUCUCCCAUCUGCCAGAAUGCAACGAAUUUAUCGAGAACGCCGUGGAAGCUGGAGGGAACGUCCUGGUGCAUUGUUACUUUGGCGUGUCGCGCUCCGCUGCGGUUGUCGUCGGCUAUAUUAUGAAAAGGUAUUUCCUGGAUUAUGAGGACGCCUUCAGGUUGGUGAAGUCACAUCGGCGUUUUGUCGGACCCAAUCCUGGGUUCGUCGCUCAGCUGAAAUUGUACGGACAGAUGGGCUAUGUGCUCAAUAAGGACGACCCGAGAUACAAGCAGUUUCGACUAAAAAUGGCGGGACAAAAGCUAAAACAAGUAAAAAUCCUUCCCCAACUCUUUGCGGACCUGAUCAAACCGGACCCGGGGCUGGUCCGCGAGCGUCCGGACCCGGUCGUGUACCGCUGUAAAAAGUGUCGCCGUGUUGUCGCCAGUCAGAACAACAUCAUACCACACGUGCCCAAGCAGGUUAAGGUGGAGUUGGCUAAGAAAGGUAUCAGGCCAUCUAUAUCCAAGCUGCCCGGUCUGCCGUGCUCCGAGAACGGUCAGGUCCUCAUCCAGAAACUGAAAAGCUUGGCGUGUCAGAUCCUCGACAAUGAUACUUCAGAGACCACAGGGGUCCCGGCCACGCUGGAGGGCGAGGGACCGAGCCAUUUGGACGGCUACCACGAGCAGAACUUGGUGGACGCCGCGAUAGCCCCCCGGGACUGCACCGACGUGUGCCGCCUGAUGCUGUUCGUGGAGCCCAUGGCGUGGAUGAGCGGCGUCACCCAUGAUGCGCAGGGGAAGCUGCACUGCCCCAAGUGCAGCAACAAGAUCGGCAGCUUCAGCUGGGUGUGCGGUUGCAAAUGUCCGUGCGGACAGAAAGUUGCGCCCGCUUUCUACCUCGUACCGUCGAAGGUGGAAUGGUCCAAUAUUGUACAAAAUGUACAAGUCACGGUCUAGACCCCAGCGGGGCUGAUGGUCGCGCUUUGAUGAUAUAUAUUCCAUGCUUAAAUUGCAUAAAGACCCUUCUCUAAUGGAAAGCAACAAAUAAAUUAAUGCGCUAUACUUAAAACGUCUACAAACAUUUUACGUGGACCCGGGUACGUCCUUAAACUACGUCCACAAGAGAGGUAUGGGGACUGUGAAUGUCAUCUCGCUCUAUGUGGUAGGGCACAGCACAGCGGAUGUCAUUCCAGAUCUAGAGCAGAGCCCAACUGGGGAAGUACCUCCAUCUUACAGAAAACCGCAGCCAAAUAACACUUGACCCUACUCAUAGUGUUGUGUUCCUGCCGGUGAGUAAGGUUGCCAGAGCUCAACGAGGGUGCGGAGUGUUAGGGUCGGCAACGCGCAUGUAACUCUGAAGUUGCAGGCGUACAUAGGCUACGGAGACUGCUUACCAUCAGGCGGGCCGUAUGCUUGUUUGCCACCGACAUAGUAUUAAAAAAAACAUUUUACGUGAUACUGUUCUAUGUAAAAAUAAACUGUCAUAUAAUUAAUAGAUCAUGUCAUUCGCGAAGACGUGUGCGUUAAAUCGUAAUUUCAUGUUAAUAUAGGUUAGAUUUGACAAAUCUACACGUCAUCGUGGAUGACACAUACUAUACACGCGAGAUGGAGAUGGGGGUCCUAAAUUCACAGCCUAAACCCUAGCCCCCUUAUUCAUAAACGUGUACUAAAGUUACGAUGCCGCUGAUCAUCGUUUGUCCCUUUCCAUCAUAUCUAUACGUCGGAAAGGGACAAACGAUGAAUGAAUAAGGGGGUAAGUCUCUAAAUCCUGCUAAUAAUAUGUGUGUAGAUAAAGCAGUGUAUGUAACUGUACAUAAUUAGGCAUUAAAACAUCCCUUUUAUUAUGUAGCAGCAAAGAGAAUUUGAAAUAGAUGUGGAUUGUCAGUAAACUUUGUAGCCACAGUAAAUUUACUGCUAUCUUUCGACAAGUGAUUGAACUUUUAGAACGCCAUUUGACUUUGAUGCUUAUUCUUUCACUGAUAUGUGUUAAAUAUGUUAAAUAUCAAAAAGUGGCGCCAUCUACUAAUAUAUCAAAGGUAUGGCGGCAUCGUUUCAAGCAAUGACGCCACAACCUUUAACCGAUGCUCGGUAAGAUGGCGCCAUUUUUUAAUAUUUAACAAAUUAUGCACACAUCAGUGAAUAAGUAUCAAAGUCAAAAGGCGUUCUAAAAGUGUUAAUCUUGUCUUGUGUCGAAAGAUGACAGUAAAUUUACUGUGGCUACAAAGUUUUCUUUGACAAUACACCUCUAUUUCAAAUUCUCUUUGGUAGCAGUCACACAAACCAUUACAUUUUGUCAUAUAACAGUUGACAGAUGUCUACAGUAUAAAAAUUAAAAUCCACGAUUGUAUUUCUGCAGAAAAAAAAACAAAAAUCCAGAAAAAUAUAGGAUUUCAUACAUUAGUUUUUUGUUGUUAUUCGGAUUAAAUCGAGGAAAACGAUAUAGAAUCUAGAACACGUUAAAUGUGUCCGUGGUCGGCAAUACGUCCCACUUUGUCGCUUGCCAUAAGGACGCCUUAACAGUUUAUUCGUAUUAAGAUACAUGCAAAUCUCGUCCUUAUAGUAAGCGAUAAAGUGGGACAUUUGACCAUCUCGACACAUUUAUGUAUGUAUAAGAAAAUUUUCGUGUGUGCUCAUUGUCUGUAUUGAAAUUAAUCAAAGUUUUUAGGAUAUAGUGGUUCUCGAUACAAACUUAUUCCCAAUUUGCCUCCGUGGGUACAUUAUAAAAAAUAUUUGUACGCAAUUUAAUGUAUAUUGAUCAUGGCUAAGACCCUUCGUUUGAUUUUUUCGAUUUUUUUUUUUUUUUAUAAGAGUGACGUGUUUUUUAAAUUCGUAUGGAAUUUGCUUUUCGCUCCUAAGUCUUCAAAUAGUUAAAAACCGAAAAAAUCAAAUGAAGGGACAUAGCUAUACUUAAUAAACGUCUAAUUUUAUAAAAUUAUUUUAUAAUGAUCACGCGCCAUAUUGCGGAAUUUCAUUGGAACUUAAUUUUUCAUACUAAACUGAACUGUCACCCUAUACAUGAGAAUAACAGCGCCCUGUUGACAAUGAUCAUAUAUUUCUGGUGCUUUAAUUGGUUGCACAUGUUACGGAGCAAGUGAUAAAUCGGUCAUUUUUCAUAAUGCCCGGUUAUGAAAUGGCAAUUUUAAAAUAAUAAAAUUACUCGGACGUUAUACAUAAUGUCUAUCAACUAUUGGGCAGAGUAAUAAAAAAACAUGUUUCAUUACUAUAGUCUGUCAAGCCAUUUCCGUCAGUAGAAAUAAGCGGCAAAUUUAAAAAAUGUACGCGCUAAUAGAGAAUUUAAAUUUCGCGCCUUUUUCUACUGACAUACUUGUUUGGCUGGCUAUAUAAUUUUUAUUUUUGACAUUAAAAAUGAAAACAGAAUUAACAUAAAAUUCCAUCGUUUCCUUAGAUGCAUUUACCUAAAGUGCUUUUUUUUUGUCAAAAUUAGUUUUCGCAAAGUGAAAAUUAGUUUUCACUAAUUAUAAAAUAAAUCGUGACUACAACUGUAAGGGGUCACCAUUAAUUACAUCACACGUUUAGAGGGGGUCAAGAAAAUGUGACAGCUUUGUGACGUCACUACCAUCAUCAGUAGCCGAGUUUUUUUUUUUUCAUUUUAUUCUUUGGAAAGUUCGGAACGAUAAUCGUUUACGUGUGUUUGAUUUUCUUUCCUAAUCGGUUUUGUGUUAUAAAAUUACUAAUAUUAAGUAUAUUUCUUUUAUCAAUUAUCAUAAAUAUUUUGAUAAGUCAAAAAAUGUGACGUCACACCAGGGGGGAGGGGUUUGCCAAAUGUGAUUGUGACAAGGAGGGGGGAGGAGUCGUCGGUGAAAUUCGUGUGACGUAAAUGGAUGACCCCUAAUACCUGUACAUGUUAUAAAUUCUAAUAUAUGUAAUAUUAAUUAUGUAGAUAAUAUUUGGAUGGCCUUCUUAAUAUAGGAAAUACUCUGAACAUAUUUGUAUUAAGUAUAUUAAUUAUUCUUAAUAUAUCUGUAAUCACUAUUUUCAAUAAGCCUCAUAUAUAUGUUUAUUUCUUUGAAUAGAGUCAAUACAUGAGGCCAAUUGGAACGAAUAUUUUGUUGUCUAAAUUAUUUCAAUUUGUUAUCGCUCGCUCGUGCGUCUCGCUCUCACCAAUACAUGUGCGAACAAGUAAGAGCGAAAUGCACGCGCUAUGACAUCAUUUAGAUAUGAGAAUGUAAGUUUAAAUAGGGAAUAUUACGCGAAACUCUGCGUAGGGGGCGCCACUACCACAAUCCAUUACAAUCUGAGGGUCUACCGCGAAACAAAAAUCAAAAUUAUUUAUUAUCUAACCUCUCUGUCACUCUUGCGUAUUCGAGAGAUAAAGAGGCAUAUAGAUAAAUUUCGAUUUUCGCGUUUCCCGGUAGGCUCUUUGUAAACAAACCGCCUUGAUGCAUCAAUGUUAUAUUCUAUUAUCUGUGAAAACUUGUCAAAAAAACAGUUUAAGGGACAAUAUUUGACAUUAUCUAUGAAAAGGGACCUUAUUGUCGCCAUUACCAACGAUGCUCCCAUAUUAUAGACAACGCCGCGGUACGCAGUGCGGCGUAAGCGCCAUCGACAAUAAGGUCCCUUUUCAUAGAUAAUGUCACAUAUGUAAGUUACUCUAUGGUUUACGAUAGGUGCUAGUGCUGCGCUCUGGCGGCAGAACAUUGCAGUAAUACUCCCUAUUGGAGUCCAUAUUUCUGAUUGUUUAAUGGAUGCAGAAACGAAAUAGGUAUAACAGUUAUUUUUAAUAAAACAUUGUUUCAAUGAAGCUUGUAUAGAUAUAUUUUUGCAAAACAUAAUUUUUAUUCAAAAUUAUGUUUUUAAGGCCUUCAAGUAAUAUGUCUUCCUAUAUAGUUACGAAAAAUAAAAAUAAAAAAAUUCUACAGUAACCUUGAAUCUAUCCCAAUUUUUAAAAAUUCCCGCAACUUGUCAUUUAAACUUUUGUCGGUGUAAAAUCUUCGCUGGUCUCAGGUGUUGUCGAGGUGAUAAAUAAGAGUGGACUGUAGUAUAGACGCUGGUUUAUUUCAAAAAAUACAAAAAGUGGCAAAUAGUCGUUGGGAAUUGGAUAACAACCGUAAGUUUUCGAAAUCUCUAUGAACUGUCAGUUUUAAAUAUAAAAUUGCCAUACUUAAAUUUGAACAAAGAGAUAUGAAUUAUGAUUGAUUUUUUUUUUAUGGUAGAGGAGGCAAACGAGCAGACGGACCACCCGAUGGCAAGCGACUACCGCCGCCCAUGGACACCUGCAACACCAGAGGGGGCGCAAGUGCGUUGCCGGCCUUUAAGAUGGGAGUACGCUCUUUUCUUGAAGGUUUGAUUUAUACAUUUUAUUGAAUAAUUUUGCUUAAAAAUAUGCAAUUUGAAUAAAAUUAUUUUGUUACAUGAAAUUAAAAUUAUUAUAUGGAAUUUUAUGAAGUUCGUUUUUAUUACAAACAUUGAUUACGUAGUGCCGUUACAACGAACAAGGAUCAAAAAUAUGUGUAUUUUUGAACAUUUCGUAACAGUCGGCUUUGUCAUUUAAAAAUGUCACGCACACACCAACAUUUAUGAUAUAAAAUGUACAGGGUUUUUCAAUGUUAUUGUGUUGUAUUGUACGGUCAACCAAUUGGAUUCCUAGGCCACUAUAGAACCAUGUCAUAAUGACUUCUACGACAGUGCUUAUUGAGUGAUGCAUGUCAUGUAUCUUAUACCUUUAAACGAGCAAUUCUUGUAUAUAUAUAUGUAUAUAUAUUUCUGUGAUCUCGGAAACGGCUCUAACGAUUUCGCUGAAAUUUGGUAUAUGGGGGUUUUUGGGGGUAUACAAUCGAUCUAGAGAUUAGUCUUGUUUGGGAAAACGCGUGUUUUCGAGUUUUUAUGCGUUUUUCUUUCGACGCAGAAUAUGGUCGCUAAUUUCGUGUUGCCGGCCACUGUCCGUCUGGUCCAGCGGGUUAGGACGCGGACGGCUAGAAACGAGUGUUACGGGUUCGAAUCUCGCCCGGUGACUUACUUUUGUUUUUUUUUUUAUAUGUUCAAGUUUAUAUAUUUUUUAAUUUUUAUUGUUUUAGACAAUUUUAUUUACUAAAAAAAAAUAUUUACGAUUAUCACCUAUAUACACCACCAUAUUACAAUAAAUAGUUAGAACCGAGCAAAGCUCGGUCGCCCAGGUACUAGAGUAGUUAAAGCGACUAGGUUCUGUAGUGGCCUAGGAUUCAAAUUGGUUGAGUGUACCUAUAUUUUCAUUGAAUAAAUUAUAUGUAAGAUGUUAAACGCACAUUCAUAGUGGUGUAGAAUUAUAAUAAAUUCCAGUAUAUAUAAUAAUAACAGUGUAAAAUAAACCUCAUUUUCCUAAAAUAAGUAAAUAUAUCGUAUGUAAAAAAAAUCAUAUGUUUAAAUAUAAAACAGCAUGUUAUAUAUAUUAUUUUACAAAAAUAGUAAAAAUCAGGUCUCGUUACAAUAGUUCAUAGAUAUAACAUAUGCUCUAUAUACAUAACCCCUUCUACAAUAGACGGUUCCAAUUGAGGUGCAUUGGGGUUAUGUCGAAAUCGGGAUAUAUUUAAAAAUAAUAAAUAUCUAAUAAACUAAAGUUCGCAAUCCGCAUUGGGUUAGCGUGGGGACUAUAGCCCAAGCCCUCUCGCUCAUUAGUGGCCAGGGCCCAGCA
This is a messenger RNA of Cydia pomonella (codling moth), 8103 nucleotides long. Its product is annotated as dual specificity protein phosphatase MPK-4-like. The transcript has 10 exons. Gene Ontology annotation, cellular component: nucleus. NCBI's taxonomy places the organism in Eukaryota, Metazoa, Arthropoda, Insecta, Lepidoptera, Tortricidae. Gene Ontology annotation, biological process: protein dephosphorylation. Gene Ontology annotation, molecular function: protein tyrosine/serine/threonine phosphatase activity. The coding region runs from base 1227 to 2432 and encodes 401 amino acids. The record is from RefSeq and is a predicted model, not a curated record.